This is a messenger RNA of Aplysia californica (California sea hare), 1375 nucleotides long. Its product is annotated as chondroitin sulfate synthase 1. Gene Ontology annotation, molecular function: glucuronosyl-N-acetylgalactosaminyl-proteoglycan 4-beta-N-acetylgalactosaminyltransferase activity. Gene Ontology annotation, cellular component: Golgi cisterna membrane. NCBI's taxonomy places the organism in Eukaryota, Metazoa, Mollusca, Gastropoda, Aplysiida, Aplysiidae. The record is from RefSeq and is a predicted model, not a curated record.
AGUCGAAGCAGACCUUGUGCUGUUGAAGUUAGAGAGUUGAAGAGAAAAAAGGAACCGCACGCACAUAGAGAAACAGACCACAAACAGACCACAAACAGACCACAAACAGACCACAAACAGACCACAAACAGACCACAAACAGACCACAAGCAGACCACAAACACCACCACCACCACGAGCAUGAUGAGCAAGAAAGGAAGCCCAGACGCCAAAGGCUGGGGCCGAGUGUUCGGAUUCUUCCUACUCGGCGCCAUAUCCGGUCACGUACUCUUCAAACGUAUCGAAAGGUCCCUGGACGAGGCGGCUUGUGGCAGUGCCAAACUUCCGCCCAUACUGGUACGUCAUAACAAUGCAGUGCAAGUCAACUCUGCUCUGUCGGCCAAGAGGUCAAUGAAGAGCUCCCUCUUCGCCAAUGGAAUCUUCAGCUGGCAGCAGGAUUCGGAGGGAGCAGUGGAGGGAGAGAGGGGAGCGGCAGAGGAAGAGAGGCUGCCCAGAGACGAGGUGGGAGACAACUUCCUGUUUAUUGGGAUCAUGACCGCCCGGAAGUACCUGGACACUCGGGCCAUGGCCAGUAACAAGACCUGGGUGCCUCGUGUGCCGGGGAAAGUGGUCUACUUCCUGGGGGAGGGAGAGACUUAUACAGGUCUGAUGGCGGCCCAGGCCGACCUCCCGCACGGUUCUCUGCUCCUGUUUAUGGACGUAGACAUGGAGUUCUCUCCCCAGUUUCUCUACAGAGUCUCCAAGUACACCGUGCAGGGCCGCUCCGCCUUCUUCCCCAUCUACUUUGUGCAUUACAACCCGGAGUCGAUCUGCUACAAACAAGAAGACUGUGACACUUUGCUCAACAGUCGGAGGGACGAGGUGGGGCUGUGGAGAAGUUUUAGCUACGGUAUUGGGGCCGUCUACAAGAAAGAUCUGGUCAAAGCCGGAGGCUUCAAGACAGACAUCAAAGGCUGGGGUCUAGAGGACGUAGAUUUCUUCGAGAGAUGCCUCAACGCCAGCCUUAUGUUGGUCAGGGGCUCGGACGCAGGGAUGAUACACAGGUACCACCCCCGCGAAUGUGACACGACUCUGCCGGAGAAACAGCUGACCCAGUGCCAGGACAGCGGGAACGCCAUGUUGGGCUCUGUGGCCAAUCUUUACACCAUGCUGGGGGACGUCUCGGGCGGGACGGAGUUAAGGGAUUGAAAUAAAUCAUUCAAUAAAGGCAUGAAAUAGAAGAAUAACUAAAUAAAUGGACCAAGAAAAGAAUCAGUUACACUUUACUGAUCCCCGUAUGGGGGGAACUGGGUUGCUAUGGCAAACACACUCACCCACACACACACACACACACACACACACACACACACACACACACACACACACACACACACAC